Camponotus floridanus (Florida carpenter ant) is the source of this 3553-nucleotide messenger RNA. Its product is annotated as mesoderm induction early response protein 1. Gene Ontology annotation, biological process: negative regulation of transcription by RNA polymerase II. The record is from RefSeq and is a predicted model, not a curated record. Bases 696 to 2663 code for a protein of 655 amino acids. NCBI's taxonomy places the organism in Eukaryota, Metazoa, Arthropoda, Insecta, Hymenoptera, Formicidae. Gene Ontology annotation, cellular component: nucleoplasm. The transcript is spliced from 5 exons. Gene Ontology annotation, molecular function: transcription corepressor activity; histone deacetylase binding.
CUCGACUCGCAUUCGUUUUCGGAACAUACACAAGCCGAGGGGUGAAUGCGACGAAUAUAAAUAAUGUAGUGUGCGUCUUUUUGUUAAAGAGUCGUUUAAUAAUUAACGAUCUCUAUAUGUGCCGUACGUGGUUGUUACGAAUCAUGCUCGCUCAAUGAAAAAUUGUGCCUUAAAGAAUUCGUGACAUUUCGAUUGUUCGAAUUGAGAGAAAGACAGGGGUUUGUUGUUGAACCUGUGAACAAUAGGGGAGGGACUCGCGAUUUCUCGGUGUUUGUAAGCAAAAGAAUUGACGAAAUCUAUUAUCCGAGACCGAGAGAGUAUCCAGUGAUGAUCUGCGAAAUAUCAAUUGCCACUAUGCAAGACUGUACGCAUUAGUGUUGCGAGUACUACCGUGACGCGAAUAUCAAUCCAGUUUGAGGUUAAACUCCACAGCACACUCUACGUAAAUGUAUCUCUCAUUUUAUCCCGCCUGCAUCGGACAAUAGAAUCAAAUGUGCUAAGUUACAAGGCCAGCCUCUAACUUGUCCACCCUCUGCGUCAGAAGAAUGGUAUGAUAAUGUAGACUGUUGAAAAGCAUAGUUCUUGUAUAUGGUGAUUGUAUGUGGUGAUACAUUCUGGUGCGUCGUCUAUGCAUUGAUGUGUGUAUACCAUUUGUGUGUUAUGUUCCAAUCUGAGUGAAUAGGGAACGUAGAACCAUGGCAGAUCGAGAUUUUGAUAUGGGUGGUCCUGCAACAGAAAUGAUGGUAAAUGAUUUUGAUGAUGAACGAACAUUGGAUGAAGAAGAAGCAUUAGAAGGUAGUGAAGAUUCUCACAACGAGUUGUCCAAUUUGCAAAAGGAAGGUGAUAUGCCACUGAAAGAUCUACUUGCCAUGUAUGGAUACGGUGAUCCCUCGACGGAGAACUCAAACAGUUCUGAUCACAUGUUGCUGCCAUCUGGGAGCGGUGAUCCUGAGACCGAGGAGCAUUACUCGGAUAAAGGUGACAACGAUGCGGACGACGACGAUGAUGACGACGAGGCUGAUGCAGCCAGCAAUGAGCCGGACCUCAAGCAAUUCUACACAGAAAUGUUGGUGAAAGGGAAAGACAAGGCAUCUUUGCCAGGUUCAACAAUGAAAAGCAAUAGCAGUGGAAUAGGCAACAGGGAUAACAGAAAGCGUAGGAUCGACGAUGACGAAGACGACGAUGAAGAUGUCGAAGCUGAAGAAUGUUCGAUGAGUGACCCUCGAAGCGGAAAUGGAAAGAAAACUAGAUCUUCGCCUACGAUAGUAGGCGCUAAUGCUAUUACAUGCGACGGUAUAGUUAAUUUAGGUGCAGCUAGUGCUGCCGACAGUACUGUUGAAGAAGGUAGCGCUAGUGGUGCGAUAGAUGGUCCGGAAGAUAGGAUAGUCAGUGCGGGAAUAGGCAGUGGCAGUUCGAGAUUAUUGCGAAGUGUUUCGAGGCCGCAAAGCGAAGAAGAAGAGGACGAUUGUGAUUACAGUCCAGAUGAAGAAGAAUGGAAGAAGACAAUCAUGGUUGGCACUGAUUACCAAGCAGCAAUACCAGAAGGACUGUGUCGUUACGACGAUGCAUUGCCGUAUGAGAAUGAAGAUAAAAUGUUGUGGGAUCCCAGUCAUAUAUCUGAAGAAGACACGGAAGAAUUCUUGGAACGCGCGCAACUUCCAGCGGUAAAAGGCGGCUCAUUACCGGCUGGAUCUCAUAUUAGGGAUGACGAGCAAGCCUUAUAUCUUCUAUUGCAAUGCGGUUACAAUCUCGAUGAAGCAUUACGAAGACGUAGAAUGAAUGUACUUCCUCCUACAGAUGCAGUGAGUCUUUGGUCAGAAGAGGAAUGUCAUAAUUUUGAAUCUGGAUUGCGCACCUAUGGAAAAGAUUUUCAUCUUAUACAGAAGAAUAAGGUGAGAACGAGAUCUGUGGGAGAAUUAGUGCAAUUUUAUUACUUGUGGAAGAAAACAGAACGGCACGACAUAUUUACGUACAAAGCUCGAUUAGAAAAGAAAAAGUAUGCUCUGCAUCCUGGUAUCACCAGGGACUAUAUGGACCGAUUCCUCGAGGAACAAGAGGGAGUACGAGAUCGCAGCAGUUCACCCAACGUCCAUUGUUUGCUGUACGGUGACGCUAAACGGCAAAGAUCCAGCACCAACGUGAUUAAUAAUGACGAAUCCAAAUCUACAGAGGUUUGGGAUGGAAAUGCAGUCGAUCCAUUGGCAGAGAUCAAUGGUCCAACGCCGCCGCCGCCACCUCCACCUCUACCUCCACCACCACCGCCCAUGGUAACAUCGGUCGCAGCUACCAUAUCCUCAUCAAUGUGCAAUGCCAGCGCUUUAACUACACCAACGUAUUGUUCGUCGUCAACACGUCACCUAGAUUCUCAUCCUUCGUCUGAAUCGAGUUGUACAAAUCCGCUAGCAGACCGCUGGAGCGAUUUAACGCCUCGAAGUCAACCUACCUCUUCUGUCAUCACGACGAUAACGAUCAACACUACCACAGCUACUACAUCUACGACAAUGGUUACAGGCCUUGGCUCGACAAAUACAGUUACUACUAAUUCCACCGUCUCUGCCGUUGCUGCCUCCAAUAAUUAUUAUCAUCAACGAGUAACAUCUAGAAGCAAUGAUUCCCAUGAUACACCCUCACCUGAGAACAUUUUACCUCAUUUACCCCCUUAGCGUCUAAUUCGACCUUCAGGUAUUCAGCCUGAAAGGCGGCGGAUGUCUUUACGCGGUGUGCCUAAUUCGGCACUCACAUCAUCGUUAAUGUCUUAAUGCAUAAUAAUAAUUCAUUAAUAUCAAGGAUUAUAUUUUUAUACGUAUCGUAAUUAUUAAUUGUCCUUAGCACAUGAGUGCGUAAUGUUAUAUAUAGUGAUGCGAAAGAUCACCUCCCCUCCGUAGGGAGGGACGAGCAUUUGUGAAAAGAGAGACUAAAACAUACAUAUAUAGAUAUAUUGUAUGUAAGAUUCGAGAUAAAAAUUAAAAAUAAUGAAUUGAGCGAAAAACGAGCGAAGUUAUUGUAGCUUUCUCUAUUUUUCUCCAUCCGGGUUCUGAAGAGAUAUUUUCAGAAAAAAGAUGUAUCUCGAUUGAAAUAACAUCACGAUUAAAAUCAUAAUAGUUACAGUCAAUGGAUCGAAACAGAGAAAUGAAACAGCAUAACAUGUACCAUUAUUGUAAUUAAUAUGUAAUUCACAAUCUGUCCAAAGCACGACUCUGUCUUUGGAUUGGCAAUAAAUUUAUAAAGACAGAAUCUCAUGAAACUUGUUAGUUUAAAGGAAAAUAAAUAAAAGUAAUAAAUGUUCAAAUGAUGAAAUUCAAAUGAAAGUCAAUGGAAACAACAGUCGUCAUUAUUUUAAUGUAAAGGAUGCGCAUAAAUAGCAAUCCUAAUAAUUCAUUUUAUCUCAUUAAAUAGUUGGCUGUGUAUAAAAUCGUAUAGUUUAUAUUUUUCACGGUUCUCUUAGAAAUUAUUUAAGAAAAACACGAAGUAUUUCUAAUUUACUGAAUAUACGUUACGUUAUGUUUAAUCGUAAAUAAUGAUAAUAUAAAAGCACAGGCUAAAUUAGAAAGAA